Molecule: messenger RNA, 772 nt
Organism: Pocillopora meandrina
Lineage: Eukaryota; Metazoa; Cnidaria; Anthozoa; Scleractinia; Pocilloporidae
Source: the annotation of a GenBank genome assembly
AUGGGGGUACGCUUCUUUUGUUUAUUUUUUAAUUUUUUUUUCAACAGCUUUAUUGGGUAUGACUCAUAUAAUACUAGUACAAUAAUACAGCACACGAUAAAAAUCGAAAGUACAAGACACAGCAAGAACAAUUAUUGAUAGAGCAAAGCAGACCAAAAAAGUCGUGGACCCAAUAGGCCUGGUGCGAAUUGCAUACAAGGACCCUUGCGAGGUGACGCCCGUAAGAUAAAAAAGGAAACAAAAUAAUGAACACUGAGAUCAGUUGCACCAUUCAGACAUUUGAACAAGAAAACGAGGACACAUAAUAUUUAAAAAAGAAAACGAGAAUCGAAAAAUAAUGAGCUGCUUUUUGGUCGGUUCUUCGCAAACUCUAAUUUCGUUCAAGAACGUCUUUUGAAUGUUCCGACUAUCUCGGCUCCAUCAAAUAUUCGAAAUUCACGCCUUACACUGGCCUUAAUAUAUCGUCGACCGUACUCUAAGAGUCAAUCUUGAGACUAUCAUCAGUUUUAUUGAGGAAUUUUAAGACUUCUUGAAACCUAUCAUUUUAUCUCGUGAUCCUCUUUUCUUUACUGGUGAUUUCGAUAUACGUGUUGAUGAUCACAAUCACAUGACGGCUUGUCAUUUCUUUGAUUUAUUGGAGUUGAUAUUAUUAAAUCGACGUGCGUCGGAAUCAACACAUGAACUGGGCCAUGUACUGGAUCUGAUAAUUACGUGGAGUUCAGAUAACUUUAUCAGUGGUCAACGUAUGUCUGACAUCCUGUUUUCGGAUAAU